AGGCGAUCAACCCCAUUACCAUAGCUUUUUUGAAGGGAAUUCAUUUCGCCCAAUUCAGUUAUCGAGAAGUUCAUUGCUUAGGAAAGCCGCAUCUUUUAACAUCCCCUUUCUUUUAGAAAAGCCGCGUCUUUUAUUCUCCUCAUCCAUGAUUUCUACAUCAGCCGAUGCUUCGAGCCCUAAACUCCACUUUUCCUUCUACUUCCUUCACGAAACUCUUCGUCUCCCGCUCUACUCUUCUCUUCCUUUUUCACUCGUCGUUCUCUUCCAAAUCGAAGAAGAUGGAGGGACGUAGAAAACCAUAUACGAUCCGGAGCAAUAUAGACUCCGGCCCCGACCCUCGAUCGGCCUCUCUUAGCAAUUCAUCAUUGAACAGCAUGGCUGGGCAGUCAGCGAGUCCCCAUCCGAGAAGCAGAUCUCCACAACCACUAGAAAGUCAACGAGAACAAAUUUCUCCUAAAAAAACUAUUAGCGUCGGCCCGAAAAGUGGUCGUGGAAGUGAACCCGAGGAAGGCCCUUUUGAUAUUUGUCGGCCCGCAAUUGGAGGCCCCAUCGGAUUAAAGAAAUCUCAUCUUAUUUUAAACACAGAGAAAAGAAAGGAAAUUGAACCAGUAGAAAGUCGACGAAAACAAAUUUCUCCUAAAAAAACUAUUAGUGUUGGUCGGAAAGGUGGUCGUGGAAGUGAACCUGAGGAAGGCCCUUUUGAUAUUUGUCAACCCGCAAUUGGAGGCCCCAUCGGAUUAAAGAAAUCUCUUCUUGUUUUAAAUAGAGAGAAAAGAAAGGAACUUAAACGUGUCAAAACGAUACAAUAUGUAAGGCCUGGAAUGGUCUUGUUGAAGAAUUUUAUAUGCCAGAUGGAUCAGGAAAAAAUUGUGAACAAAUGCAGCGAGCUCGGUAGAGGUGUGGGAGGUUUUUAUACGCCAGGAUACAGGGAUGGGGCAAAGCUACAUCUGCGUAUGAUGUGCCUCGGCCAGGAUUGGGAUCCUGAAUCAAGAUCUUAUGGUAAAUCCCGUUCGGUAGAUGGUGCUGUGCCACCGGAAAUCCCGCAGGAACUGAGAAAACUUGUGGAUGAAGCAUUGAAUGCUUCUCAUGAAUUUUUAAGGGAAAAAGGAAAAAAUGUGGAAGAAAUUCCAAAAAUGUCACCAGAUAUAUGUAUAGUCAAUUUCUACAGCAGUAGUGGCAAACUUGGUCUACACCAGGACAGAGAUGAGGGUGAAGAAAGCCUUAGAAAGGGCUUACCUGUUGUUUCUUUCUCCAUUGGAGACUCUGCUGCGUUCCUCUACUCUGACGAAAGGGGUGUGGAGAAAGCUGAGAUGGUGAUGCUUGAAUCUGGUGAUGUUCUUAUUUUUGGCGGCUCAUCGAGGCAUAUCUUCCAUGGAGUUCAAUCCAUUCAACCCAAUACAGCACCUGAGAUCCUCAUUGAGAAAACAAGGCUCCGUCCAGGUCGCCUAAAUCUUACUUUCAGGCAGUACUGAGAAAAAAAAACUGGAUCAGGAUAUCCGGAGAUAAUUUUAGUUCAGUUUGAGCUUGAAAAUCAUUGAAUUUGCUUCCAGAUAUCUUGAAUAAUACUAAUCUUAAAAGUAAUUCAAUGAUUUUUAUGUUCGGAUCAGAAUUAUUUGCGGAUAUCCUAAUAUAGGUUUUUCUCUUACUAAAGUAUCUCUUUUGAAAUGAGGUAUGGUUUUGUUCCCUUGAAGUAUUGCCUCUUAUUUAUGCAAAAGUUUGUCCUGUCGUGUCACUUUUUUUAUUGAAAGAUUUACAUGCAUACCACUCAAUUUUUAUG
Messenger RNA from Phalaenopsis equestris, 1777 nucleotides. RefSeq lists its product as uncharacterized. Gene Ontology annotation, cellular component: cytoplasm; nucleus. Lineage: Eukaryota; Viridiplantae; Streptophyta; Magnoliopsida; Asparagales; Orchidaceae. Gene Ontology annotation, molecular function: oxidative RNA demethylase activity; ferrous iron binding; broad specificity oxidative DNA demethylase activity. The record is from RefSeq and is a predicted model, not a curated record. Bases 165 to 1472 code for a protein of 435 amino acids. The transcript is spliced from 4 exons. Gene Ontology annotation, biological process: oxidative RNA demethylation.